Messenger RNA from Eucalyptus grandis, 3336 nucleotides. Its product is annotated as phospholipase D delta. Gene Ontology annotation, cellular component: plasma membrane. NCBI's taxonomy places the organism in Eukaryota, Viridiplantae, Streptophyta, Magnoliopsida, Myrtales, Myrtaceae. Gene Ontology annotation, biological process: phospholipid catabolic process; phosphatidylcholine metabolic process. The transcript has 10 exons. The coding region runs from base 252 to 2840 and encodes 862 amino acids. Gene Ontology annotation, molecular function: calcium ion binding; D-type glycerophospholipase activity. The record is from RefSeq and is a predicted model, not a curated record.
GACAUGCACGGCGUCGCCAAUUUCACCGCCGCCCUCAUCUCGUAUGCUCCUCCUGAAACGGUGAAACCUGCAGAGUCGCCUUGGCUUUCUCUCUCUGCGCAUGAUUCCUUGCCCUCUCUUCUUCCUCAAGAAAGGCACUUCUCCGACCGACUCUCCCGGCCAUAUCAUCCACCCCUCGGCCAUCUCAUCCACCAUGCCUUUCUCUGUCAACCCAUCUGCCCUUCCAUCUCCGUCAUCUUCCGAUCUCUCCCAUGGAGAAUUUGCCUCCGGGUCAUGGCGCCUACCUCCACGGCGACCUCGACCUCCACAUCAUCUCCGCCUCCAACCUCCCCACCAUGGACAUGGUCUCCGGCCGCCUCCGCCGGUGCCUCUCCGCCUGCGCCCGGCCUUCCCGCUCCAGCGACCUCGCCCCCGCCUCCCCACUCCGGGACCCCUGCGUCCACGACGCCCGCUGCCACAAGAAGGUCAUCACCUCCGACCCCUACGUCACCGUCCGCGUCCCCCACGCCACCAUCGCCCGCACUCGCAUCCUCCACAACAUGCAGAACCCCUGGUGGGACCAGCGGUUCCGCAUCCCCCUGGCUCACUUCGCCGUCGACUUGGAGUUCCGCGUGAAGGACAGCAACCUCUUCUGCGCGCAGCUGAUCGGCACUGUUAAUAUCUCGGCGCGGGAAAUCAAAUCUGGCGAGGACAUCUCCGGUUCCUUCCCGCUGAGGGGACCCUCAGCGAAGCCGAAUUCCCGCCUCCAGCUCAAGCUGAAGUUCACGUCCGUGGAGAAUAACGCGGUGUACCAGCACAGCAUUGCCGGAGAUCCUGAUCAUCUGGGAGUGAGGCACACUUAUUUCCCCUUGAGAAAAGGGUGUAGCGUCAGGCUGUAUCAGGACGCUCAUGUGGUCGAUGGGAUGUCGCCUGGUAUUGAGUUGGAGAGUGAUGCUGGAGGCGUCUAUAGGCAUGAGAAGUGUUGGGAGGAUAUUUGUCACGCCAUAUCUGAGGCUCACCAUUUGAUAUAUAUUGUUGGUUGGUCGGUUUCUUAUAAUAUUAAGCUCAUUAGAGAGCGUACCCAGACCCGGCGAAUGCCGCUAGGCGGGGACUUGACGCUUGGUGAAUUGCUCAAGUAUAAGUCCCGAGAGGGGGUGCGCGUUUUGUUGUUGAUUUGGGAUGAUAAGACUUCGCGUGACAAGCACUUUAUUAACAAGGAAGGGGUGAUGCAGACACGUGAUGAAGAAACUAGAGAUUUUUUCAAGAAUUCAUCAGUGAACUGCGUGCUGGUGCCGCGUAAUGCCAGGGGUAAACUUGGCUAUAUUAAACAGCAGGUUGUUGGAUCGAUGUUCACACACCAUCAAAAAUGCAUACUGGUGGACACCCAGGCAUUGGGUAAUCACCGAAAAAUAACUGCAUUUAUAGGAGGAAUUGAUCUUUGUGACGGUCGAUAUGAUACACCUGAGCAUCGGCUAUUUCGCGAUCUUGACACUGUUUUUAAGGACGACUUUCACAAUCCUACAUUUCCUGCUGGAAUGAAAGCUCCAAGACAACCGUGGCACGACUUGCACUGCCGGAUUGAAGGGCCUGCUGCUUAUGAUGUACUGAUGAACUUUGAGCAACGUUGGAGGAAAGCAACAAGAUGGUUUUCCAAAGGGAAAAAAAAUCGGCAUGAUGAUUCCUUAUUAAAAAUAGGCCGUAUCUCUUGGAUAUUGAGUCCUACAUCAACUGAGUCACAUGAUAGUACAUCUCUUACAAAGGAUGACCACCAUGAUCGUAUUACAGUAGUGCCUGAGGACAACCCAGAUCUCUAUGUCUCUAAAGAAGAUGAUCACAAUAACUGGCAUGUUCAGAUUUUCCGGUCUAUUGACUCUGGGUCAGUCAAAGGAUUUCCCACAAAAAGAAAAGAUAUUGCUGAAAAGCAGAAUCUUAUAGUUACAAAAGAUGCAGUAGUAGACAGAAGCAUUCAGACAGCUUACGUUCAGGCAAUCAGAUCUGCUCAACAUUUUGUAUAUAUUGAAAAUCAGCAUUUUCUGGGAUCAUCAUAUGCGUGGCCGUCGAAUAAUGAUGCAGGAGCUGAUAACCUCAUUCCAAUGGAAUUGGCCUUGAAGAUUGCUAGCAAAAUUAGAGCUAAGCAGAGAUUUGCAGUAUAUAUUGUCAUACCGAUGUGGCCUGAAGGUGAUCCCAAGUCAGCUACAAUCCAACAGAUUCUCUUUUGGCAGAACCAGACCAUGCAAAUGAUGUAUAAAGUUGUUGCAAGUCAACUGAAGCAAAUGGCGCUCGGUGAUUCUCAUCCUCAGGACUAUCUUAAUUUUUACUGUCUUGGUAAAAGGGAAGAUAAUUCUGGUCAACCUUCUCCAGAUGAUGCGGUUUCGGAAUCGUACAAGUCCGGGCGAUUUAUGAUAAAUGUUCAUGCUAAAGGAAUGGUAGUGGAUGAUGAGUACGUUUUAUUGGGAUCAGCAAAUAUUAACCAAAGAUCACUGGCUGGUACCAAAGAUACUGAGAUUGCCAUGGGUGCAUAUCAGCCCCAUCACACUUGGGCACAAAAGAAGAGGCAUCCUUUUGGUCAGGUACUCGGAUACAGAAUGUCCCUGUGGAUAGAGCAUUUUGGGGGAGUGGAAGAAUGCUUUAUUGAGGCUGGCAGUCUAGAAUGUGUGAAGAGGGUGAAUAAGAUAGCUGAAAAUAACUGGAAGAGCUACAAGGAACAAGGUUCGUUGCAGGGCCACCUUCUCUGGUAUCCCAUACAGGUGGACCGAGACGGGAGGGUUGGGCCAUUGCCAGGAUCGGAGGAGUUUCCUGAUGUCUGCGGCAAAGUCGUCGGUGCUCAUUCCACUACAAUCCCUGAUGUUCUAACAACUUAGGUUCUGUCCGGCUCCAUGUCCAUGCAGCCCCAGGAGCCGCAAAGAUGUUUCCUAGGCUGUCGCUUCAUUCCUGAUGUAUACGAGCUAUAUGUUUCCGUCUGAUUGCCUUUGUGUGGUGCCGUAUUUCAGAUUAUUCUUCUGCUGUUUCGUUUUUUUUUUCUGUGUCUGUCUGGAUGUUUCCCAGACCUCCCGCAUAAACGAGGAUCCUCGGUGGUGAUCUCGGCCAGGGUGUGAAUAUUCUAUACGAGCAGUUCGGUAUCUCCUUCAGCUUUGGUUGAUGGUGUCUACAGUUACAAAUCUGGGAGCAUCUGCGCUCUUGUGAUUUAGAGGAUGAGGAUGUAAUUUUGAAAUUCCUGUACAGAAAGCUAUAUUGUAGUCGAACACAGUAGAGCUUGGCUUUUUAUGAAGUGAUUGAUGCCUUCAAUUUGAAAUGAGCAUUCAGACAGCUUACAUCCAGGCAAUUCGAUCUGCUCAACAAUUUGCAUAUAUUGAAAAC